GCCUGUUUCCUGUCACAUGGGCUGGAAACAGGAUCCCCGCUCGCUGCUAUCUGUUGCCGUGUCUCUGGUGUCGGAGGCGCAGAGGCUGCGGGACCUUCCUUGAAGUUCAGCGACUUUGCGGCUGCGCCCGAAGUCGGACUCCUGCAGCGACGCGCACAGUCGGCCAGCGACGCGCACGGCUCGGACCAGCAGCUCGCCGGCGUACGCGCAUCCUGUCCGCCGUCCGCGCGCGGCGCGCUUCACCUGAGGGACCUCUUUAAUCGCGCGAUGGAUUCCUGGACGGUCACGUCGGCUCUCCUCCUCGCCGGCGCUAUUUCCUCUGCGGCUUUCAGCGUUUUCGACACCGAGUGUUACACCGCCAACGGAGAGGACUACAGGGGCUUCCAGAACCAGACCGGCCUGCGGGCCGGGAAGCCGUGCCUCUUCUGGAAUGAGACCUUCCAGCACCCUUACAACACCCUCAAGUACCCCAACGGAGAGGGCGGCUUGGGCAGCCACAACUACUGCAGGAACCCCGACGGGGACGUCCAGCCGUGGUGCUACAUCGCGGACCACGAGGACGGGAUCUACUGGAGAUACUGCGACAUCCCCACAUGCCAGAUGCCCGGGAACCUGGGCUGCUUCAAAGACAGCGGAGACCCGCCCACCCUGUCCGGCUCCAGCGAGACCUCCAACAAGCUCACCAUCCAGAACUGCAUCAGCUUCUGCCGGAAGCAGAGAUACAAGCUCGCCGGCAUGGAGUCGGGGUACGCCUGUUUCUGUGGCAACGAAGUGGACCAGCGGGACCAUGGCGAGUCGCCGAGCAUGGAGUGUAACCACGUUUGCUUUGGCGACCACACCCAGCCCUGCGGCGGCGACGGCUGGGUCAUCAUCUUCGACACUCGGGUCGGGGCCUGCGGCGGGAACUACUCGGCUCCGUCCGGCGUGAUCUACUCGCCCGACUUCCCCGACAAGUACGCCGCCGGCCGCGUCUGCUACUGGACCGUCCGCGUGCCCGGGUCCCGCGCCAUCCUCUUCAACUUCACCUUCUUUGAGAUCUCCGACCAGACGGACAUGGUGGAGCUCCUGGACGGCUACACCAACCGGGUGGUGGCGCGCUUCGACUGGCGCAGCCCGCCGGGGGAGCUGGUGAACGUCACGGGCGACUCCGUCAUAGUGUACUUCUACUCGGACCGGACCAACCAGGCGCAGGGAUUUGCUCUGCUUUACCAAGCACUGAGGGGCCAAGACACCAGGACGACGGAGGCCGAGCGACGCGGCGAGGACGCGCGGGACGCCGUCUCCGCCACGGCGGGGCCCCGGCCGGCCGCCGGCGUCACCCAGAGGUCCAACAGCACCUCCAACGGACGCUCCACCCAGAUCCUCUACGUGAUCACGUCCAGCCCCGGGAAGCCGGAGCGCAACAUGCCAGGUCAGUGGGCUGGACGCGGCGGGACCACCGGCCACGGCGCCAUGUGGACCAUCUACGCCCUGGCCGCUCUGCUCGUCCUGACGGUGGUCGCCAUGGUGGGGAAGCUGUUGUUGCACAUCACAGUAAAGUCUCCAAACAUCCCGACGGUCAGCGGGUCAGACACCUGCAGCCAGAGCACGGCGUCCUCCGAGCCCUGGAUCAUCCUGUACCGACCGUCCACCAUCUCCCUCUUCAAGAAGAAGCUGAAGAACCACCACGGCGACCUCAGCCCCCUGGUGGGCAACUAGCGGCGCCGCCCCACGACUUACUCUGCACGAGGGCCCUCGCGCGACGAGACCGCAGGAGGCGCCGCUCCAACAGGACGAUGACAACCGACUUGAGUGACUGCUGGUUGUGGGGGGAGGGAG
This is a messenger RNA of Gasterosteus aculeatus aculeatus (three-spined stickleback), 1818 nucleotides long. RefSeq names its product kringle containing transmembrane protein 1 (gene kremen1). Gene Ontology annotation, cellular component: plasma membrane. The record is from RefSeq and is a predicted model, not a curated record. NCBI's taxonomy places the organism in Eukaryota, Metazoa, Chordata, Actinopteri, Perciformes, Gasterosteidae. Gene Ontology annotation, biological process: multicellular organism development.